This is a messenger RNA of Wallemia ichthyophaga EXF-994, 471 nucleotides long. Its product is annotated as Lactoylglutathione lyase. The transcript has a single exon. The coding region runs from base 1 to 471 and encodes 156 amino acids. Lineage: Eukaryota; Fungi; Basidiomycota; Wallemiomycetes; Wallemiales; Wallemiaceae. Gene Ontology annotation, molecular function: lactoylglutathione lyase activity; metal ion binding. The record is from RefSeq and is a predicted model, not a curated record.
AUGUCAACAAACUCCAAUCCCACAUCAGGCUUCCAAUUCAAUCACACGAUGUACAGAGUGAAGAAUUACAAAGCCUCACUUGAUUUCUACACGCGCAUUCUGGGUAUGAGCCUUCUCGACUCGUUCGAAGGUGGCGAUUUUACACUUUUCUUUCUCGCUUUCGACGGCGCUGGAAGCGAGUCGGAAAGGAAAGCUAGCAAGUUCUCGAGAGAGGGCGUCUUAGAGCUCACUUACAAUCACGGCACUGAGUCGCAGGAUGUGACAUACGCGAAUGGCAACACAGAGCCUUACCGAGGCUUUGGACAUAUUGCUAUUACGGUGCCCGAUAUAGUUGCCGCGUGUGAUUACUUUGAGGAGCAGAAAGUAGCUUGGAAGAAGCGUCUAACAGAUGGCAAGAUGAGGAAUAUUGCAUUUAUCCUCGACCCAGACGGCUACUGGAUUGAGAUUGUGGAGAAUAAGAUGAGAAUAUAA